AUGCCUUCGGGUCAGGUAGAACCAGCAUUGACUAAUGGUCACGAUGGCCACGUCCAUUCUGCGCCUAUACCAGGGAGGAAGGGGAAGGGAAAGAAGGCCAUCGACUCGUCAGAAGCAUCACGUUUGCUUCAGGCCCGUAUCUCUCAGCUGGAGCAGGAUGCAGCUGGAGAGAAGGACCAAGAACUCGAAAUUGAGCGAGAAGUCAAAAGAGCCAAUCGGGAUUUGAUGCAGCAGGUCGCUAAAAUGGACGAUAUGCAGAAGAUUGACCACCUGACGAAACGCUCCAGUGAACUCCUGGCUGAUAUGCGACGUCUCGAAAAGGAGAACCAAAGGAACAAGAAGCGAGGCGAUACCCUUCAAAAGGAGCGAGAUACUAGCCGAACCGAACUUGGCAAGACUGUGGGGUUAAAGGAGAAGCUUGAAAAGCUGUGUCGUGAGCUACAGCGAGACAAUAACAAGAUGAAGAAUGAGAACAAAGAACUCCAAACCACGCAGAAGCGGAAUAACAUUUCUUGGGAUGAGAAAUACGCCACUCUUUUAUCGAAAUUGGAAGGCUACCAGGAAGAGAAAGACACCCCGCGAAAACAGGUAGUGGACAUGGAAGUAGAUGAACUCUUUCGUGUCAGGUUCAAGUCUUUCAUCGAACAAUAUGAGCUGCGUGAGCUGCAUUUCCAUUCACUUAUGCGGACAAAAGAGAUCGAGGUUCAAUAUCAUCAAUCGCGAUAUGAACGGGAGAAGAAAAAUGGAGAGGCCGAGGCGAGCAAAGCGCGCCAUCUGCAAGCCCAAGUUCAAGCUUUUACGAAGACGGAGACGGAACUUCGAAAACAGUUGAAUAUCUAUGUCGAAAAAUUCAAACAGAAGAAGGUUGAAGAUACGCUGAACAAUAGCAAUGACUUAUUCCUAUCCUUCCGAAAAGAAAUGGAAGACAUGUCCAAGAAGGGCAAGCGGCUGGAGAAAGAGAACGAGGCGCUCAAGAGACAGAAAGAUGCAACGGCUGCCAAUAUCAUCCGCAUGGCCGAAGAACGUCAAGGGUGGAAGAAGCAAGUGGACUCUGCCGAGAAAAAGGUGGAUAAACUCAUGAGCAUCAUACAGCAGAUGCAGCAUCAGGGACGAAAGGGCCCUCCUGGACUAGCCAGCGUCAUGGAAAGCGUUUAUUCGGACAACCCAGGUGGAGUUGAGGGCGACGACGAGAGCGAUUAUUCAAACGAAGGCGAGGAUGAGGAACUGAGCGAGCUCGACGACGAUACUGAGGAAGAGCCUCAGCCUGUGCAGAAACAGCCUGCGCCAGUGCCGUACGGGCCAGAACGGCCACCAAAUCAGCAACAAGCAACUGCAGCUACCAACGGACAUUAG
Metarhizium album ARSEF 1941 is the source of this 1353-nucleotide messenger RNA. RefSeq names its product Taxilin. The record is from RefSeq and is a predicted model, not a curated record. Gene Ontology annotation, molecular function: syntaxin binding. The transcript has 5 exons. Bases 1 to 1353 code for a protein of 450 amino acids. NCBI's taxonomy places the organism in Eukaryota, Fungi, Ascomycota, Sordariomycetes, Hypocreales, Clavicipitaceae.